Daldinia childiae is the source of this 834-nucleotide messenger RNA. RefSeq lists its product as uncharacterized. The coding region runs from base 1 to 834 and encodes 277 amino acids. The record is from RefSeq and is a predicted model, not a curated record. Lineage: Eukaryota; Fungi; Ascomycota; Sordariomycetes; Xylariales; Hypoxylaceae. The transcript has a single exon.
AUGGCAUCUGGGAGCUUCGACAGCUUCACGUUGAAUAUAAAUAACAUGCUUCCAAUUCCAGCAGAUCCUGAAGAUGAAAUAACUCUUUCAAUAAAAAUUAACAGACAGCGAGCUCGCCGGGAGGCUCAUGCCGAAAGAAGAUUAGAAGCAGACCAACGUCGGGAGGUAGCCAACCGCAGGCGUCCCCUCCAAGUUGAGGAUACCGAACUUCAACAAGCUCAGCAGCUUCAGCAGCUUCAGGCUCAACAAGCUCAGAUUGAACAACAGCUGCUCCAAGCUCGACAGUUUGAAGCCCGGGAAGCCCAACGGGUUCAACAGCUUCAAAUUGAACAACAGCAACUACAAGCUCAACAGACUCAGCUUGACCAACAGCUGCUCCAAGCUCGUCAGCUCGAAGCCCAGCAAGCCCAACAGCUUCGACAGCUUCAACUUGAGCAACAACGGCUCCAAGCUCAGCAGGCACAGCUUCGGGGACAGCCGGGCGCUAGAGAAUCACAUAGCCCCAAUACCAAUCAGAUACAAAGUCAAGAUAACAAUCAACCUGGACUAGGUGAUGCGACGACAGACCAGCCUGAAGACUUACAGCUUCCAACAUUCCCUACUUUCAGUGCUGAUGGUUUCAACUCUGACAACCACUCGCCUGGUGCCCACGCAAGCGGAUCAGAGAGAGAAUCGCCGUUCCCGUUAAGGCCGGCUCACCAUAACGUAUCUGAAAUCCCGAGCGCAGCGGAAACUUCUCGACAGGGAUUCCUGAAUGGUGACGAACUAUACAAGUCCCACACAGAAGAUCUAUGGUGUGAAACCGAGCCAAAAUCUGACACAGAAAUGGACUAG